Cotesia congregata is the source of this 402-nucleotide messenger RNA. NCBI's taxonomy places the organism in Eukaryota, Metazoa, Arthropoda, Insecta, Hymenoptera, Braconidae. The record is from the annotation of a GenBank genome assembly.
AUGUUCCGCUUCGAACCUCAUCUUGUUUAUGAAUUAAAUUUAGAAUCAUUUUUAUCGAUGUUGAAAACUUUUACUAGGAGGAAUAUUUAUUUUCAAAGUUUAAAGACUUUUCUAAUCCCUGAAAAUAAUUCUUCUAAGCCAGUUAGGCUCCAAGUCGAUAAAAACAGCUCUGGGUACGUGUUUACCCGCACCGGUCUCACUGAAGAAAGUGUUAAAACUGUCAUCACCUCCUCCAAUUGUUUUAUCGGAGGGCAUUUGACCGUCCGGUUGGAUUCCAUGUUCAAGGCAGUACAAUUCCCAGCAGGCAUUACCGAUCUGUACUCCGGCUUGUCCAACCUUGUAUUAAAACAAUCAAUACCGGAAAAUGUACGCAUUAUAAAAAGUUCAAAAUCAAUAACGUGA